GCGAAGGGAACGGCGGAAGCAUGGAGGGGGGCGCACGUGUCUCUGCGCUCUGGGUCUAUCGCUCCGCGGCGGGCCCCGGGCUCUCGGUCUCCCUGCGGAGCAGGCGCAUAAAGAAGCGGCCCAAGCAAGGCAAGAAGGGGGUGUCCGGGGAUUGUCCCGCUCCAGCGGGGCCUGGGAAGGCGGAGCAGCCCGGAGGCUCCCAGCUCGGCGGAGACGCAGCAGCAGGGCCCGAGAAGGGGGAGCAGCCCGGAGCCGCCCAGCCCAGCCGAGGCGCAGCAGCGGGGCCCGGGAAGGCGAAGCAGCCCGGAGCCCCCCAGCCCGGCCGGGGCGCAGAAGGAGGGAAGCUGGGAAGGAGCCGGAAGGGGAAGCAGAGAGACGGGUAUCCCAUGCAAAGCCAAACUUCAGGGCUGCAGGAUAUCCCCAGGCCGCAUCUGGCAGGGGUGGCACCGGUGGGAGUAGGAAGGGGGGCCAGCAGCCCGCGGCCCCAGGAGCUCAUCACCGGCCCCUCUCUGCCCGACCUUCUCCAGGAGCUGGGUCGGGUCCAGCACAGCAGGCACCGGGCAGCCAAGCUGUUUGAGUGGCUGAUUACGCCCAUCUCCCCACAGCAGUUCUUUGAGCAGAGCUGGGAAAAUAAACCUCUCCUCAUUCGGAGACACAACCCAGCAUACUACCAGGGGCUCUUCUCCACGGCCACCUUCGAUGCAAUCCUGCGGGACAAUGAUGUCCAGUUUGGGGUAAACUUGGAUGUAACAAGCUAUGUGGAUGGGACGAGGGAAACCCACAAUCCUGUUGGCAGGGCACUGCCUGCUGUUGUAUGGGAUUUCUACAGGAAUGGCUGUUCCCUGCGGAUGCUGAACCCGCAGGCCUUCUCUGCCACUAUUUGGCAGUUCCUCUCCAUCCUACAGGAGCAGUUUGGGAGCAUGGCUGGAGCAAACACAUAUCUGACACCCGCGGGCACACAGGGCUUUGCUCCACAUUACGAUGACAUUGAAGCUUUUGUGAUCCAGCUUGAAGGGAAGAAGCACUGGCGGGUUUAUGGUCCUAGGCAUGAUACAGAGGUGUUGCCCCAGUUCUCAAGCUGUAACUUUGCUCAGGAGGAGAUUGGAGAGCCCAUUCUGGAGACAAUACUUGAAGCUGGGGACCUGCUUUAUUUCCCCCGUGGAUUUAUCCAUCAGGGGGACUGUCUUCCUGAUGCACACUCACUCCACAUAACUGUUUCUUCAUACCAGAGGAACUCCUGGGGAGAUCUGCUGGAAAAACUCCUACCAGCAACCUUGCAGAUGGCCAUAGAAGAAGACGUGGAGUACAGGCAAGGGCUCCCUAUAGAUUACUUAGAAUAUAUGGGGGUCGUGAACUCAGAUGUGGUUGAUUCUCGCCGAGGUGCCUUUAUAGAGAGAGUACAGAAUUUGAUAAAGAAACUGGUGGACUAUGCACCAAUUGAUGCUGCAGUGGAUCAGAAAGCUAAGUUGUUUCUUCACGACUGCCUCCCUCCCAUGCUAACUGAACAUGAAAGGGCACUGAGUAUACAUGGUCUUCCAGCCAGGUGGGAAGAUGGAGAUGUUCGUGAUACUGAUAUACCGAUAAAGAAAGGGACUCAGGUACGGCUGCUCCGUCACGGCAUCAUUAGGUUGUGUAAUGAAAGAAAUGGUGUGCUGCUCUAUUACACAACAGAAAACUCAAGAGUGUACCACAAGGAGGAGCCCAAGUACUUGGAGAUAGAUCCUGAGUUUACAGAUGGUAUUGAAUUUCUGCUUUCUUCGUAUCCAGAAUAUGUCUGUGUGGAGACCCUUCCAUGUGAUACCUUGGAUGAUAAGAUCUCCUUAGCUACCUUCUUGUUUGAAAAGGGCCUGCUGAUUACCAAGAAACCUCUGGUGCCCAUGUAAUUUGUUAAAUUAUGAUCAAAAUAAAUAUACUGAUCGUUUAGAAAAA
Gopherus flavomarginatus (Mexican gopher tortoise) is the source of this 1929-nucleotide messenger RNA. It is a transcript of the gene RIOX1, whose product is annotated as ribosomal oxygenase 1. Gene Ontology annotation, molecular function: histone H3K4 demethylase activity; histone H3K36 demethylase activity. Gene Ontology annotation, cellular component: nucleolus. The transcript has a single exon. The record is from RefSeq and is a predicted model, not a curated record. Bases 21 to 1883 code for a protein of 620 amino acids. NCBI's taxonomy places the organism in Eukaryota, Metazoa, Chordata, Testudines, Testudinidae.